This is a messenger RNA of Salmo salar (Atlantic salmon), 2397 nucleotides long. Lineage: Eukaryota; Metazoa; Chordata; Actinopteri; Salmoniformes; Salmonidae. The record is from RefSeq and is a predicted model, not a curated record.
UGGCUAUCCAAACUCAAAAACAAAGAGAAGAAAUGGUGGGUUUCAUGGAAAAGAUCAAACAAAAGCAGAACGAACUGGAACUCAUGAAUGACAAGAUUGAAAGAGAGAAACAAGACAUCGAAGAAAGUCGGGAUGUGCUAACAAAGGAGAGAGAGGAGCUGGAACAAAUGAGGAAUGAGACACAGCGACAGAGAGAGGAGACAGAAUCUCACAUGGAAGACCAAAGGAAAGAGAAAGAACAUCUGGAACAAAUGACGACGGACAUGAAAAAACAGUUGCUAGAGAUGGAUAAUGACAAGGAAAUGAUAGAAAGCUCAAUAGGUGAACUGAGAUUGAAAGAGGCAGAAAUGGUGAGAGAAAAGGAGAACAUGGAAAACAAGAUGGCUAGACUCAAAGACGAAGAGGAUAGAAUGCGGGAAGAAAUAGGAAGGAAGGUGGACAACUUGAAGCAGGAAAGUCAUGAAAUCAAAAGACUUAGAGAUGAAAUUGACAGUGAAAAGGACCAGCUGAAUGCAAAAUUGCUUGAGUUGGAAAAAAUGCGUGAAGAACUAGAUAGAGAGAAGAAGGAAGUGAAAGACAGGAAGGAUGAAGUACUGAAAGAGAAAGAUCAGUUGGAAGAGAGGCAAGAUAAGAUCAGUAAGGAGAAAGAGGAAUUGGAUAUCAGUCUUGAACUGAUGAAAAGACAAAGGGAAGACUUGACGAGCUUGAAGGCUGAAGCAGAAGCACAGACCGAGCCUAUGGAAAAAGACUGGAAGGAAAAGCUCACGAGGGAAAGACAACAACUUGAAGAUGUAAAGGAGGAGAUACAGAAGGAAAAAGAAGCCUUUGAGAGAAAGAAGGGAUUGACCACGAAAGAAAGAGAUGUGUUUGAGCUGAUGAAGUCUGAAACCCAGGGUCAAAUGGUGGAAAUAGAACAAAGCAAACAAGACAUUCGUGUGGAGAAGGAAAAGCUGGAUCAGAUCAAAGCUGAGUUAGAAAGACGAUCUGAAAACAUAAAUCAGGUCAUGGAUGAGACAAGACGGGAGAGGGGGAAGGUUGAAGAACUGGCUAUCCAAACUCAAAAACAAAGAGAAGAAAUGGUGGGUUUCAUGGAAAAGAACAACCAAAAGCAGAACGAACUGGAACUCAUGAAUAACAAGAUUGAAAGAGAGAAACAAGACAUCGAAGAAAGUCGGGAUGUGCUAACAAAGGAGAGAGAGGAGCUGGAACAAAUGAGGAAUGAGACACAGCGACAGAGAGAGGAGACAGAAUCUCACAUGGAAGACCAAAGGAAAGAGAAAGAACAUCUGGAACAAAUGACGACGGACAUGAAAAAACAGUUGCUAGAGAUGGAUAAUGACAAGGAAAUGAUAGAAAGCUCAAUGGGUGAACUGAGAUUGAAAGAGGCAGAAAUGGUGAGAGAAAAGGAGAACAUGGAAAACAAGAUGGCUAGACUCAAAGACGAAGAGGAUAGAAUGCGGGAAGAAAUAGGAAGGAAGGUGGACAACUUGAAGCAGGAAAGUCAUGAAAUCAAAAGACUUAGAGAUGAAAUUGACAGUGAAAAGGACCAGCUGAAUGCAAAAUUGCUUGAGUUGGAAAAAAUGCGUGAAGAACUAGAUAGAGAGAAGAAGGAAGUGAAAGACAGGAAGGAUGAAGUACUGAAAGAGAAAGAUCAGUUGGAAGAGAGGCAAGAUAAGAUCAGUAAGGAGAAAGAGGAAUUGGAUAUCAGUCUUGAACUGAUGAAAAGACAAAGGGAAGACUUGACGAGCUUGAAGGCUGAAGCAGAAGCACACACCGAGCCUAUGGAAAAAGACUGGAAGGAAAAGCUCACGAGGGAAAGACAACAACUUGUAGAUGUAAAGGAGGAGAUACAGAAGGAAAAAGAAGCCUUUGAGAGAAAGAAGGGAUUGACCACGAAAGAAAGAGAUGAGUUUGAGCUGAUGAAGUCUGAAACCCAGGGACAAUUGCUGGAAAUAGAACAAAGCAAACAAGACAUUCGUGGUGGAGAAGGAAAAGCUGGAUCAGAUCAAAGCUGAGUUAGAAAGACGAUCUGAAAACAUAAAUCAGGUCAUGGAUGAGACAAGACGGGAGAGGGGGAAGGUUGAAGAACUGGCUAUCCAAACUCAAAAACAAAGAGAAGAAAUGGUGGGUUUCAUGGAAAAGAACAACCAAAAGCAGAACGAACUGGAACUCAUGAAUAACAAGAUUGAAAGAGAGAAACAAGACAUCGAAGAAAGUCGGGAUGUGCUAACAAAGGAGAGAGAGGAGCUGGAACAAAUGAGGAAUGAGACACAGCGACAGAGAGAGGAGACAGAAUCUCACAUGGAAGACCAAAGGAAAGAGAAAGAACAUCUGGAACAAAUGACGACGGACAUGAAAAAACAGUUGCUAGAGAUGGAUAAUGACAAGGAAAUGAUA